Molecule: messenger RNA, 2674 nt
Organism: Oncorhynchus gorbuscha (pink salmon)
Lineage: Eukaryota; Metazoa; Chordata; Actinopteri; Salmoniformes; Salmonidae
Product: SAGA-associated factor 29
Exons: 10
Coding region: 1375-2247 (290 amino acids)
Cellular component (GO): SAGA complex
Source: RefSeq, a predicted model, not a curated record
GUAUAACAAUUUACCAAAAUGUAACGUUACUCCACAAAAUAAACUGCGUCUGGUGGUUGAUAAAAAGGAAAGAUCACGUUUAAGUCAUCAUAGAAGCUAGCUAGCUAGCUAUUUAGCCAGCGAAGCUAGCUUGCUAGAUUUUUACAAUUUAGCUGGCUAGCUUCCUGCAGUAUGUUUGUUCUGACCACGUUAGCUAACUUGCAGACAACUUGCAAGUACAAAGUAAAUGUGACGUACGUUGCGAACAAUAAAACUACCUAGUAAUGUAACCUUACUGUUAGCUAGCUAGCUAUGUUAGCCAGAAGAUUCCAACACUACCGUUACACUUGUUUACAUUUAGCUGCACUGGAGUCGGAACGCAAUCACAGUUAGAUUAAAGGCCCAUUGCAGUCAAAAAUGUGAUUUCCUGAGUUGUGUAUAUAUAUAGAUAUUCCCACACGAUGUAGUUGGAAUAAUAUUGUGAACAUUAUGAUAAUGGCUUUAGUGUAAGAGCUCUUUCAAAAGACCUGAAAUUUCAGCCUGAAAUUUGGUAGGAUGGAGUUUUUGCCUGCCUGGUGACAUUACUAGGUGGUAAAUUAGUUAAUAGAUCAAUGGGCGGUAUUAGGUUAUGCUGAGCUGCCGGGCACGGGCCUAUGGCCCGUGACAUGAAUGGGGAAAGCGGUUAGUGGGGAGCACCCUUCUAAAAUUGAGUAGUGAUCUAUGCCGGUCAUGUUGUCAAAAAGGCAGCAUGGUACAUCAUCCAGUAACAUACAUCUCUUUUCCAUAAAAUGUAUGUUUGAAUUUUCAAACUAGUUUUUAUUGGAAAGGCAGAUAAUGUGUUUUUAUCAAAAGCAAUCACUUUUGAAUGUGAAAACACAGAAUCCUACUCAUUACUCCACGUGCUUAAAAUACGUCACUAUUGUUUUGAGCCAACUUCGCCGUGGGCUUUGAACGGGGCACAUGGCUCAAGCAGCUCGGUUCAAAAACAAAUGCAAUCAACAUUCAGCCGUUGAAUAACACACCUAUCCGGGCGCCCAGGCCAGAUUAAUCGAAUUCCCUCAGUAAGCGAGUGCGUUCCAAACCUCCCUGUCAAUAACAGCUAGUUUUCCGUUUUCCCCGCCCCACAUAGACCACUCUCAGACAGUCUUAACAAAAGUCCGGUUCCAAAACAAAUCCAAUAAACUUUUGCCCGUUGCAAAACACACCUAUCCUGGCGCCCAGGCCAGAUAAAUCGAAUCCCCUCAGUAAGCGAGUGAGUUUCAAACCUCUCUGCCGAUAACAGAUAUUUUUCCAUUUUCCCUGCCCAACAAAUCUGGCUAAAGAAAUUGCGAUUUGCUAAUAAGCUAUUUUUGUUUUUUGCAUUUUAAUUGAAAACAGUCACAAUAAGGCAAAAUCAUGUCGGCAGACACCAAAAUCGCAGAGCUUUUAACAGAGCUCCAUCAACUCAUCAAGCAGACGCAGGAGGAGCGGUCGCGCAGUGAACACAACCUGCUCAACAUCCAGAAAACACAUGAGAGGAUGCAGACUGAGAACAAGACCUCUCCUUAUUACCGGACUAAGCUGAGGGGACUCUACACCACAGCCAGAGCAGACGCUGAGGCAGAGUGCAGUAUUCUUCGUCAUGCCCUCGACAAAAUUGCAGAGAUCAAAUCCUUAUUGGAGGAGAGGCGAAUAGCGGCUAAGAUGGCAGGGGUGAACAGCGACAAUGACCCCCCCAGGAAGACCAUGCGGAGGGGGGUGUUGAUGACACUGCUCCAGCAGUCAGCCAUGACGCUCCCGCUGUGGAUCGGCAAGCCAGGAGACAGUCCUCCUCCCCUGUGUGGGGCGAUGCCAGCCAGCAGUGACUACGUGGCCAAGCAGGGGGACAAGGUGGCAGCGCGGGUCAAGGCCGUGGACGGAGACGAACAGUGGAUCCUGGCCGAGGUGGUCAGCUACAGCCACUCCGCCAACAAGUACGAAGUGGAUGACAUUGAUGAGGAAGGAAAAGAGAGACACACCCUGAGCAGGCGGCGUAUCAUCCCCCUGCCCCAGUGGAAGGCCAACCCCGAGACGGACCCGGAGGCCCUGUUCAGUAAAGACCAGCUGGUGCUGGCCCUCUACCCCCAGACCACCUGCUUCUACAGAGCCCUCAUCCACACACACCCACACCGGCCCCAGGACGACUACUCAGUGCUGUUUGAGGACACGUCGUACGCAGACGGCUACUCCCCGCCCCUCAACGUAGCGCAGAGAUACGUGGUGGCCUGCAAAGAGAACAAAAAGAAGUAAAGAAGAGAAGAUGGAGUCAGUCGAAAUCAAGGGGACUGAAGAUGCUGUGUAGACAAGUGUUUCCAACCACCCCUCUCCUCAGAAUAACAAUGGGUUCCAUACCCAAGCCACAACGUAUGGACACACUGAGGGCAGGUUUGGGCAGCUAUCUGUGAGGCUCAGUCAAUCUAGGGAGUUGUAUUGAUAUCCAACGGUGUGUUAUCAUGGCUCACCUGUUUGAUCAUCGUGAGACGUGCAGGAUGUUCUGUGCUCUGUUCUGUCUGUAUUGGCCUGGUGGUGACAUGACUAUGCUUCUUGUGGAACGGGCUUUGCUGCAUGUGAGAUGUAAAAAAAAAAUUAAAAAAAUGUACACAAAUGUUUUUUUGUUCAAAUUUGUAUGUUGACUAUGGACACUGAGUAAGAAUAAAUGUUUUUUUUAUAUACAGUA